Messenger RNA from Colletotrichum scovillei, 2104 nucleotides. Its product is annotated as zinc finger protein ADR1. The transcript has 3 exons. Gene Ontology annotation, cellular component: chromatin. Gene Ontology annotation, biological process: DNA-templated transcription; regulation of transcription by RNA polymerase II. NCBI's taxonomy places the organism in Eukaryota, Fungi, Ascomycota, Sordariomycetes, Glomerellales, Glomerellaceae. The record is from RefSeq and is a predicted model, not a curated record. Bases 458 to 2104 code for a protein of 548 amino acids. Gene Ontology annotation, molecular function: zinc ion binding; RNA polymerase II cis-regulatory region sequence-specific DNA binding; DNA-binding transcription factor activity, RNA polymerase II-specific.
AAAGGAAAACUUGGAACGACAUAAACGCUCAAGUAUGUGUCAGCCCCGAAAUUUCAAAGUUGCGAAGCUCACACUCGCCAGGACAUGGUAGCGACAGCCGUCGGCCCUUCAGAUGCGAAAAUUGCAAAGCUAGGUUUACUAGAAAGGAUGUGUGCAAGAGACACGCCGAAAGAUGUAGAGGCACAUUCAGCCGUGUGUUGACGAUCACCGGUAUUCAGAACGGAGCGGAGCAACCGGCACCAGCCAUUGAAGAAACUGUUCUUUCACCAGACGACCAGGAUGAUUCGCCCUUUUCAACUUCUCAGGAAGGCAUUAUCGCUGGAGUCGGAGAUGGCACCAUCUACCCAGAUAGCCCGCCAGAAGCUGCAGAAGUGCCCGACCCGGAGGAGCUUCUAGUGACGGAGUAGGUUGUCCAAAGAUACGGUCUCAUUUCACAACUGACUAGUAUCUCAGGAUUAUGACGAGCGGAACAGAAACUUACGUAUCAACGUAUUUCGAGAAUUUCCAUCCGUCAUUCCCACUUGUGCAUCGACAAAGCCUAGGAAAUGAGUUACCCAAGUUAUCGAAGCAGAUUAUCGUUUCAAUUGGCAUGCUAUAUGCUUCUAGGAAUGUGUCUGAGGAGGAAAUGGCAUCUUUGAUGCGGAAGAGCCAAACACUAUGGAAACAUGGCCAUGAUGAACUUUGGCGAAUUGUUGAGGCGGAUUGGAGAGAAAUCCGCAGGACAUGGGUUAUGCAAGCGUGGCUCCUGCAUAUAAUCUAUGGGGCCUUCACUGGCAAUGCAUCUGACUUCGACAAAUCAAAGAAGAUGUUGCGAUGGAUUGUAGACGCCGCCCGAGACCUCGGUCUCCUCCGUCAAAACGUUUUCCAGUCAACAUCCAGGUUCAGAGACUCGGAAGAACAGACAUUACACGAUCACUGGAUGUCAUAUGUUGAGUCGGAGUCCAUGAAGCUAUCCAUGUACACUCUACUAUUUCUCGACUUUCAUAUUUUCUCCCCUUGCAACAUUCGCCCGCUUACCACUCCCACCGAGCUGGAUUGGGAGCUGCCCCUUGCUUCAUCAUUAUGGGAAGCGGACACAUCGUUAGCAUGGGCCCAACGGCUCGGAGACGAACCCCGAACCGUCGGACUGACCCGGUCUCACGACACUCCUGGCAUGACUUGCCCAACAACAAAAUCACUAAACCUUGCCAUGCAAUCAUUGAUGACGGAUACACCGAGCCCGCAACUUUUAGCGGCGCUACGUGCUUCGCCGAUGGCAACGCUCUUCGUUCUCACCAGUCUCGACUCACUCGUCAGGGAUUUUACCCGUUGCUACUACCAACUCCCACCGGCUUUGGCCGACCCAAACGCGUACCACAUUCUCACUCAAUCUCAAAACAGACAGGUCAGUGCAGCUUUACGAUACGUCUCUGAGAUCAUCACAACGCAAAUCGCUGCGGCAGAUAGCUCGAACUGGCACAUCUUGAACUUUGCUGAGCGUAUCGCGCUAUCUGUUAAGCUUGCGCUCUGCAAACCCGAUGAUCUUCUGAUUGGUGGUAUCGUGGAGAAUAGCGUCGUUGCUGGCCUCACCACCGCGACACAUCUCACCAUGGGACUUCAAGUUGGAGCUCGCAGAUCGUUGCAAAACCUCCUCAGGUACAACUCCGGCGAUGACGGGAUGUUGGUCUUCCUUGAUGACUUGAUGGACGUGCUGUCAAGUGUGACAAGUAUCGAGAGGCAAGAUCCGUUGCGAGAAGCGCCGUGGGCGACGGUGGCUACAUACAAGAUCCUCCUGGCAAUAUGGAGAUUACUGCGAUGGGCAACAGCAGAGAUGCGACGGAAGUCAGGUACCCAGCCGACCGUCCGCACUCGAUUUGAGGCUUCUACCAUUGUCUUCAAUUCCAUCCUUGAAGUCUUGCAGCGACAAGAGGACAUCGAUGGCCAAACUCGGCGCCUCUCGGUUCGGGAGUCUACCGCAUUAGGCAUGGCGUCGGAGGCGAGCGAGGUACGCUUCAUGGAAACCGUAUUACAAUUCUGGAAGGGCAGACCUGUUUGGGCAAUGGGGUCCUUCAUGACAACGGUGCUCGAGGAGGUCAUCUCGGCUGGUGGUAUGGCUUAUGAGUAA